AUGUCUAUAACCGAAAUUGCAACUAAUGAUACGAAUUCAAAUAAGAAUAAAAAUGAAGUGAUAUCUUUGGUAUUAGAUUCCGGUUCGCUGAUAAAGGGGACCCCAGUUCGUCACUUGGCGGAAAAGUUCUAUACAGUGCCAGAGGUUUUAGCCGAAAUAAGAGAUAAAAAGUCACGAGAUUAUUUAGCGCAGCUCCCAUUUGAGCUUAUAUCGUUAACUCCAUCAGAUCAAGCUUUAAAAGAAGUGAUUAAUUUUUCGAAAAAGUCCGGUGAUUUUUCGAGUUUAUCUGUAGUAGAUAUCAAAGUGCUAGCGUUAACUUAUAUGUUGGAAGUCGAAGCAAAUGGCACCACUAGAAUUAGAAAAGAACCAAUAUGUGCAAGUUUUUUGUCUCUUGCGAAAAUGAUACAACCCGGGGUUUCUCAAACACAGAAUCAUCAAAAUGUGCAUAAUAAAGGGUUAUCUUCAUCUGCCGAUGAAAAACUAACUAUUACCGAAAAAAAAUCCGACAAAUUGUUACCUGAUAAAGAAACAUUACAAAAAAUACCACAUAUAAAACAGAUUGAUAGCGAUAAAGAUGAAGAGAUAUUGCAAAUGGAUCCAGAUAUUUCUAAUAUAAAGUCCGAUUCUUUUGACGUAUAUAAUGAUAACGAUGAAAAACGAAAAAAUGACGAACAAGAAGGUUUUUCAUUGUCUAAUGCAAAUAAUAAACCAGUAAUUAUGAAAGUUGCUUGUAUGACAACUGAUUACACUAUGCAAAAUGUAAUGCUACAGAUGCGAUUGAAUUUGCUCUCAAUUGACGGGAUAAGAAUCAAAAGGAUUAAAAGCUGGGUUCUUCGAUGUCAUGCAUGUUUCAAGAUAACAUCUAAUAUGGAGAAACAAUUCUGUCCAAAUUGUGGUGGCCCAACAUUAAUCCGAACUUCUACUAGCACCGAUGAAAAUGGUAAUAUCAAAUAUUAUUUGAAAAAGAAUUUUCAGUAUAAUCUACGCGGAACAAAGUAUCCUAUUCCAAAUCCAAAAGGAGGUCGCAAACCAAAUAAUCUUAUACUACGUGAAGAUCAGCCCGAAUAUCAAAAAGCAAUCAAGGCACAUCGUAAACAAAAAAUCGUGGAUAUAUUUGAUCCCGAUUAUGUCCCGAAAUUGUUAUUAGGCAGUUCAUCUAAUAGUAAAUCUUUUCCCUCUGGGCCACCCGUUAUUGGUUAUGGUCGUAGGAAUCCAAAUGAAACAAAACGCGGGAAAAGUAAAGGAAAGAAAAAACAUUAA
Molecule: messenger RNA, 1260 nt
Organism: Ambispora leptoticha
Lineage: Eukaryota; Fungi; Glomeromycota; Glomeromycetes; Archaeosporales; Ambisporaceae
Source: the annotation of a GenBank genome assembly